Molecule: messenger RNA, 4426 nt
Organism: Conger conger (European conger)
Lineage: Eukaryota; Metazoa; Chordata; Actinopteri; Anguilliformes; Congridae
Product: cyclin-dependent kinase 5 activator 1-like
Exons: 2
Coding region: 847-1761 (304 amino acids)
Biological process (GO): brain development; activation of protein kinase activity; positive regulation of cyclin-dependent protein serine/threonine kinase activity
Cellular component (GO): cytoplasm; protein kinase 5 complex
Molecular function (GO): protein kinase binding; cyclin-dependent protein serine/threonine kinase activator activity
Source: RefSeq, a predicted model, not a curated record
GCCUGCGUCAAGGCGUGCGGAUUCUGCUUGUUUAUCUGAAAACUGAUUUUCAUUUUUGGAAUUUGGAUAUUUUUGUAUUUUGAGCUAGAGUGCUUCAUUUCAGUUUACCAAGAUAGCUUCUUGAUGUUCAAAACGUUAAGAGGACAACUGAAACGCAGAAAUAUCGAGAAACGGUAUAUUGUAUAAUUGUUGUCCUCAAAGCAAAACGCUUUAGUCGAUCUCAUUUUAUGCGAAGAUUAUUAAUCUUAAAAUAAAUAGCCUAAAGCUAUCAGGGGAUUUUCAGGAAAAGGGGAAUCAAACGUUCUAGAGACUGUGAAAAAAAUCAGCAUAGCCUAAGUGGGUUUUUUUAUCGAUUUCUUUUUUUUUUUUUUGGUGAUAUUUCACCCCUAUGUCAUAGUGGAAUAACAUUGGUCCGUUAAAAAAAUAUAAGAAAUUUUAGUAUUAGGCCUACAUAUCGAUAUUAUGUCAGGCUGCUAAAAUUCAGAACCUUGGACAGUGGCCGACGUACGCCGCCGUUAAACUGGAAAAUUGGUGCGGUAGGAUUUAAAAGAUCAAGAAAAAUAACCUCAGAACUUAUUCUUUAUGGACUAUUUGGACUGUGCAGGAAAGCCCAGCCUCUUUUAAAAUCUGAACGAAGAGAAAGAGAAAACAUAAAGCCCCCUCUUGAGAGCUCUCAGAAUUCAUCCAGGAGACUGGCUCGGCAAGUUUUGGGCACCUGAGAGUUCGGCCCUUGUGUCCAGUGUGCCUAUAUUUGGAAGCAGCAAGGGCGGGAUCCCUUUUGUCCUCCUUUAAUCCAGCGAGGCUAGCGCACACCCCCGACUGCCCACCCCCCCACUCCCCGGCACCAUGGGCACCGUGCUCUCUCUAUCCCCGAGCUACCGGAAGGCGGCGCUUUUCGAGGAUGGCCCCGCCACGGUGGGACACUACACGGCGGUGCAGAACAGCAAGAAUGCCAAAGACAAGAACCUCAAGCGCCACUCGCUCAUCAACGUGCUGCCGUGGAAGCGCAUCGUGGCCGUCUCGGCCAAAAAGAAAGGAUCCAAGAAGGUGCAGCCCAACGCCGCCUACCAGAACAACGUCACCCACCUGAACAAUGAGAACCUGAAGAAGUCGCAGUCUUGCGCCAACCUCUCCACCUUCGCCCAGGACCCCGCUGCCCCCGCGCUCUCCAGCUCCAAGACCUCCGGAAAUGUGGCCUCCUCCGUCAAGAAGGCGCCCCUGAGCGGCUCCACCGCCGCCCCCGGCACGCCCAAGCGGGUCAUCGUGCAGGCCUCCACCAGUGAGCUCCUGCGCUGCCUGGGCGAGUUCCUGUGCCGGCGCUGCUACCGGCUCAAGCACCUGUCGCCCACCGACCCCGUCCUGUGGCUGAGAAGCGUGGACCGCUCCCUGCUCCUCCAAGGCUGGCAGGACCAAGGUUUCAUCACCCCGGCCAACGUGGUCUUCGUCUACAUGCUCUGCCGCGACGUGGUCUCUUCGGAGGUGGCUACGGAGCACGAGCUGCAGGCCGUGCUCCUCACCUGCCUCUACCUGUCCUACUCCUACAUGGGCAACGAGAUCUCCUACCCGCUCAAGCCCUUCCUGGUGGAGAGCUCCAAGGAAGCCUUCUGGGACCGCUGCCUGUCCAUCAUCAACCUCAUGAGUGCCAAGAUGCUGCAGAUCAACUCCGAUCCGCACUACUUCACCCAGGUCUUCGCCGACCUGAAAAACGAGAGCCAGAAGGAGGAGGAGAGGAGCCGUCUGCUGAUCGGUCUGGACCGGUGAGGUCAGGUGGGCUGGAGGUGGUCGGAAGAUGGCCACCGGCAGGGGGGGCAGCAGUCUGCUCUAGUCUGGCAUUUCUCAAAGGUGAUACAGUCGGUGCAUUAUGGGAGAUUGAGACUGGAUCUGGCUCACUAGUUCUAGUACAUCUUGGUCACAAAAUCCAAACCAGAUCCCAUGCUCCAGUCUUUUUUGAAAGAGACACUUAUGACAGCCUUCCUGGAUUAAUUUUCUGAUAUUGUGGCACUAAGGCAAAAGAUUAUCCUAAAAUAAGAAUGGCUGCAUUGGUAUGGCGAUAAUAAUAAGAACCAUCUGGCAAGACUGAAGCAAUCGAGUACCAUCUUUCUUCAGUUGAGGAAGUAAAAGCAGCUAUAAAAUGUGAAUUGUGAAUUGCCUAAUGAGGCUUGUGGAUGACAGAUAUGUGUGUUAAGAAGUGCUGCAACAUUGCUCCCAGCAUUGGUCCAGUUCCAGUCGGUAUCCUCUGAAAACCUAACUGCACGUCAGAUGUUUUGAAAGCAGUCAUCAAUUCAAAGCUAUUUGCCUGCUGUCAAUUCAAAUAAUCUUAUUCUUACUGUCAGAGUAUUCAGGUCAGAGAUGCCAGUAUUAUUAAUAAGGAAAAUAACAUUUAAAACGAGAUGACCUAAAAUAAAUGAAUCAACCCCCCACCCCCCAGCCUUAGUUGUGAACAGUGUUGAGCCACACCCUAAUUGAAAUGCCAGACUUGAGCAUAUUCUCUGUUCCUUAAACAUAUACAUAUAUAUAUUAUACAUAAAAUACACCGAUUACUAAAAACAACAAUGACAAAAUAGACAAGCAACAUGAAAAAAGAAAACACACACACACGCACCCACACACAAAGACAUGUCUACCGCUCAGAAUGUGGAAAGGACUUUGAGACAGUCGUGUCUCUUGCCACAAGACCCUUGAAGGGUUGAAGGACUGCAGUACCCUAUCAGGAGAGCCGGGGGGGGAGGGGUGGAGUUUGAUUGACGUAUUGGUGUUGUGUGCGACUGGAUUACUGCUGCCAUUGCGGAUGAAUGGUCCAUUGCGGCAGUGGUCUCAGCUUGGCCGGGGACCUGGAGAUGCUGAGCUUCCCUGUUCCCCUGCAGUGGAGUGUGAUGAGGACUGACAGUAAUGCGCACAUGCUGUUCUUCACUGGCACACAUUGGCUUACCGUCGCGGUGUACGCACACGUGGGCAUAUGUGUGAGGGUCAAGCACAAGGAGAGCAAAUACGUAAUACAUGUGUGUCAGGGAGUGGUGUGAGGGACCGCAAGGGGGAAGCAAGGUUUGGAUUUGUGAUGUCACAAGAAUGGUAUCAUUCCUUGUCCGGCUCAAGUGUUAUUGAUGUCCAAAUUUAUUUUCCGGGGAAGGAAUACAUCCUUUUCAGAGUUCCUCAACAGGCUGAUGCCUGAGGUUUAUUUAUUUAUAGAAUUAAUUUAUUUUCAGGAAGAGUCCUUUACGCACGUGCCAUUGAAAAUCUAUUGGCGAUUCCAGAGGGCAAUAUUUACCUUGUAUACUCUUCUUUCCUACUACAUUUCCUGCCAAGUAGAGUGCAUUCAGAGAGCACUUGAGCAUCUGGUUUGAUUGGGAUUUAAUUCUAGUAUGAAUUCUUUCUGAUGUCCACAGUGAAAUUCAACAGAAAGAUGCAACACUGGUGCCAAACAGUUGAGGGAAGUCCAGUUAGUGGGUCUGAAAAACAGACUUAUGGUCUGCAGCUUCUGAAAUGGAUACGUUGUUAGCAUACAGUUUAUUGAAUACACGCGAAAACAAUAGAUAUUUAUUUAAAUACUUUCCUUGUGAUGUCAAUAAAAUGAUCAGAAUGAAAUGACAAAUUGUAGAUAAAUCAUUUUAGUAAUCAUCAGUAACAAAAAUAAUAAUUAAUAAAAAAUGAAUGUUAGUAAGAAGUAGUACAUACAACUGAUAGGUAAGAAGAUAAUGGGGAAAUCGAUUUAUUUGAACUGGUGGGGAUUUUGCAUUUUAGGGCAAAUCAAUAGCAAAUCUAUCAUAACAGGAGAAGAGGAUGGAAGGAUCAAAGGCACUGUAGGAUAACAUUAGUCGAGUGUGGCAGCCUGUAUCACAAUAUGAGAAAGGCACAUAUUCAACUAAGAUGAGAACAUCAGUGAUGUGUUGAAAUUGAAGAGGGUCAUUACAGGGUGUUGGUGCAUAGGAGGACAUAGUUUUACCUGGGGGGACCUUGUUCAGAAAAGGGCAGUCAAGGGCUCCCCAGACUAUGUAAUCACACACUGCCAACAAAAGCUAAUGUCUUUUGCUGUUUGCCGAGUGCACUGGAUCAGGGGCUGUGCAGGCAAAGUUGUUGCCAACUGUUGUAGGGGAAAAUUAAGCUUGCAAUCUGUUUGGAGUAAAUGUGACAAAUGGGAGACCAUUAUUUGGUAGGCCAACCACCAUCGCCUCCUUGAAUCUCAUCUCCCAUGGGAGAUUCUGGUAUUGUCUGUGUGGAAACUAGAACCCGAACCUGAGGAUAUCCCCUUCUCUGAGGAAACGAACAACAAAAAGCAGAAAGGAUUCCAGAGACCUUGCUUUAACUUGCUGCCAGCUCUCUGACAGCUUUCACACAGAAACCGAGGAGCUGGCAAGAUUAAAUGAACAAAUGCCACAAACAACACAAAGGAACUCAAAAAAGUAUUCAAUAAAUAUUUAUUUGCCCGCUU